Molecule: messenger RNA, 5781 nt
Organism: Pogoniulus pusillus (Red-fronted tinkerbird)
Lineage: Eukaryota; Metazoa; Chordata; Aves; Piciformes; Lybiidae
Gene: TOP2A
Product: DNA topoisomerase II alpha
Exons: 35
Coding region: 13-4650 (1545 amino acids)
Biological process (GO): sister chromatid segregation; resolution of meiotic recombination intermediates; DNA topological change
Cellular component (GO): nucleus
Molecular function (GO): DNA topoisomerase type II (double strand cut, ATP-hydrolyzing) activity; DNA binding; ATP binding
Source: RefSeq, a predicted model, not a curated record
CGCUUCGCCGCCAUGGAGCUCCAGGAGACCCCCGCGCCCCUCCGACCCUCGGACGAGAACCUUCGGCUGCCCAAGGGCGAUGUCCCCAAGAAGCAGCUGUCGGUGGAGCACAUCUACCAGAAGAAGACACAGCUGGAGCACAUCCUGCUCCGGCCGGACACCUACAUCGGCUCGGUGGAGCUGGUCACCCAGCAAAUGUGGGUUUUUGAUGAGGACGUGGGACUGAACUGCAGAGAUGUGACCUUUGUGCCUGGCUUGUACAAAAUCUUUGAUGAGAUUCUAGUCAAUGCUGCAGACAACAAGCAGAGGGAUAAAAACAUGUCCUGCAUCAAAGUCACCAUCGAUGUAGAGAACACCACCAUCAGCGUGUGGAACAACGGCAAAGGCAUUCCAGUCGUUGAGCACAAAGUGGAGAAGGUCUAUGUGCCUGCCCUCAUCUUUGGGCAGCUGCUCACAUCCAGCAACUAUGAUGACAACGAAAAGAAAGUCACAGGUGGACGAAAUGGCUAUGGAGCCAAACUGUGCAACAUCUUUAGCACCAAAUUCACUGUGGAAACAGCAUGUCGGGAGUACAAGAAGUUAUUCAAGCAGACCUGGACAAACAACAUGAGCAAGGCUGGUGAAAUGAAGCUGAAGUACCAUGAUGGAGAAGACUACACCUGUGUCACCUUCCAGCCUGACCUGGCCAAGUUCAAGAUGCAGACCCUGGACAAGGACAUUGUGGCCCUGAUGUCUCGCAGGGCUUACGACAUCGCUGGCUCCACCAAGGAUGUCAAAGUCUUCCUCAAUGGGCAGAGGCUGCCUGUGAAGGGAUUCCGCAGCUAUGUGGACCUCUACCUGAAGGACAAAGUAGAUGAAACUGGGAAUACACUUAAGGUCAUCCAUGAGGAGGUGAAUUCUCGAUGGGAAGUCUGUCUGACUUUAAGUGAAAAAGGCUUCCAGCAAGUCAGCUUUGUCAACAGCAUUGCCACCACCAAGGGUGGCAGACAUGUUGACUAUGUAGCUGACCAGCUGGUGACAAAACUCAUUGAUGUGGUGAAAAAGAAGAAUAAAAAUGGAGUUGGAGUGAAGCCUUUUCAGGUGAAGAACCACAUGUGGAUUUUUGUCAAUGCCUUAAUUGAAAACCCAACCUUUGACUCUCAGACAAAGGAGAACAUGACCCUGCAGGCCAAGAGCUUUGGCUCCACCUGCAAACUGAGUGACAAAUUCAUCAAAGGGGCAGUUUCCUGUGGCAUUGUGGAAAGUAUCCUAAACUGGGUAAAAUUCAAAGCUCAGAACCAGCUGAAUAAGAAGUGUUCAGCUGUUAAACACACCAAGAUCAAAGGUGUUCCGAAACUGGAUGAUGCCAACGAUGCUGGCAGCAAGAAUUCUUUAGAUUGUACCCUGAUCCUGACCGAGGGGGACUCGGCCAAGACUCUGGCUGUGUCUGGGCUGGGAGUGGUUGGGAGAGAUAAAUAUGGAGUUUUUCCUCUCCGUGGGAAAAUGCUCAACGUCAGGGAAGCUUCUCACAAGCAGAUCAUGGAGAAUGCUGAGAUCAACAACAUCAUCAAGAUUGUAGGGCUGCAGUACAAAAAGGCCUACGAGGACCGAGAGUCUCUGAAGACUCUUCGCUAUGGGAAGAUCAUGAUCAUGACAGACCAGGAUCAAGAUGGAUCACAUAUCAAAGGUUUGCUGAUUAACUUCAUCCAUCACAACUGGCCCUCUCUGCUAAAACACAACUUCCUGGAGGAAUUUAUUACCCCCAUCAUAAAGGCCUCUAAAAACAAAGAAGAAAUUGCAUUCUACAGCAUUCCUGAGUUUGAGGAAUGGAAAAACAGCACACAGAACUACAACUCGUGGAAAAUCAAAUACUACAAAGGUCUGGGGACCAGCACCUCAAAGGAGGCUAAGGAAUACUUCGCAGAUAUGGCAAAGCAUCGAAUCAGCUUCAGAUACUCCGGGCCUGAAGAUGAUGCUGCCAUCACCCUGGCCUUUAGCAAGAAGAAGGUAGAUGAGAGGAAGGAGUGGCUGACCAACUUCAUGCAGGACAGGAGGGAACGGAAGCUGCAUGGGCUGCCGGAGGAGUACCUGUAUGGGAAGAACACAGACUACCUGACCUACAAUGACUUCAUCAACAAGGAGCUGGUGCUGUUCUCCAACUCAGACAAUGAGAGAUCCAUCCCAUCACUGGUCGAUGGUCUGAAGCCAGGGCAGAGGAAAGUUCUGUUCACCUGUUUCAAACGGAACGACAAGCGGGAGGUGAAGGUUGCCCAGCUGGCUGGCUCUGUGGCUGAGAUGUCCUCAUACCACCAUGGUGAGGCCUCACUGAUGAUGACCAUCAUUAACUUGGCUCAGAACUUUGUGGGCAGCAACAACCUCAACUUGCUGCAGCCCAUUGGGCAGUUUGGCACCAGGCUGCACGGUGGGAAGGACUCUGCCAGCCCUCGAUACAUCUUCACCAUGCUCAGCCCCCUGGCACGGUUGCUGUUCCCAGCUGUGGAUGACAACGUCCUCAACUUCCUGUAUGACGACAACCAGCGUGUGGAGCCCGAGUGGUACAUCCCCAUCGUGCCCAUGGUGCUGAUCAAUGGUGCCGAGGGCAUCGGCACAGGCUGGUCCUGCAAGAUCCCCAACUUCGACAUCCGGGAGGUGGUCAACAACAUCCGGCGCCUGAUGGACGGAGAGGAGCCCCUGCCCAUGCUUCCCAGUUACAAGAACUUCAAAGGCACCAUAGAUGAGUUGGGGCCUAACCAGUAUGUGAUCAGUGGGGAGGUGUCCAUCCUUGACUCCACAACCAUCGAGAUCACAGAGCUGCCUGUCAGGACAUGGACACAGACUUACAAGGAGCAAGUCCUGGAGCCAAUGCUGAAUGGGACUGAGAAGACUCCUCCCCUGAUCACAGACUACAAAGAGUAUCACACAGACACCACAGUCAAGUUUGUAGUGAAGAUGACUGAAUCCAAACUGGCUGAGGCUCAAGCAGCAGGGCUGCACAAGGUCUUCAAACUGCAAACCAACCUAACUUGCAACUCCAUGGUCCUUUUCGACCAUGUUGGCUUUCUCAAGAAGUAUGACUCUCCCCAGGAGAUUCUGAAGGAGUUCUUUGAGCUCAGGCUGCGCUACUACAGCCUGAGGAAGGAGUGGCUGAUUGGCAUGCUGGGGGCUGAGGCUGCCAAGCUGAGCAAUCAGGCUCGAUUCAUCCUGGAGAAGAUCGAUGGCAAGAUUGUGAUCGAAAACAAACCCAAGAAGGAGCUGAUUCAGCUGCUUGUCCAGAGGGGGUACGAGUCAGAUCCAGUGAAGGCCUGGAAGGAAUCACAGAACAAGGAAGAAGAGGAAGGGGAGGAAGAAGAGGAGAAGGAAGCAACAGCUUCUGCUGGCCCAGACUUCAACUACCUGCUGAACAUGCCCCUCUGGUAUCUGACUAAGGAGAAGAAGGAUGAGCUCUGCAAGCAGAGGAACAACAAAGUAAACGAGCUGGAAACUCUGAAGGGCAAGAGUGCCUCUGACCUGUGGAAGGAGGACCUGGCUGUCUUUGUGGAGGAACUUGAUGUGGUGGAAGCCAAGCAGAGGCAGGAUGAGCUGGAAGGCUGUGUGGGCAAACCUUUGAAGGUGAAAGGAGGGAAAACCAAGGUGAAGAAGCUGCAGGCAGCAGAAGUGAUGCCAUCCCCUCAUGGCAUAAGGGUUGUUCCUCAGAUCACUGCAGAGAUGAAGGCAGAUGCAGAGAAGAAAACUAAAAGGAAAGUAAAGACUGAGAAAAGUGAACUUGAUGUGAAUCAAGAAGGAGGAGACAAAGAGUUUGCAGGCCUUAAGCAGAGACUGGCAAAGAAGCUUAACACUGAGAAAGGUGUGAAGAGGCAAACCACCCUGCCCUUCAGGCCACUGAAGAAGAAGAAACAAAACCCUUGGUCUGACUCAGAGUCUGACUCUGAGCCUGACUUUCAAGCUCUUCCUCAACGGGAGAAAGUUGUUCGCCAAGCAGCAGCCAAGGCCAAGCCCAUCCUCAGCCUGAGCUCAGAUGAGGACCUCUCCAGCUCAGAUGAGGAGUCAGAGUUCCAGGCCAGCAGCGAUGGCAACACCGAUUCAGACACAAGCACUAAAGCAAAACCUUUGCUCAAGCCCAGAGAUGCUCCAAAGGAGACCACUGAAAAAGCAACCAAAGCUCCCAAGCAGAAGGCAGUGCCAAAUGCAGCCCCUGUUCAAGCCCAGGUUGUUGCUGAUGACAGCGUGAGUGAAGCUCCUGCAGCCCCUCCUGUCCUGGUGCCUCAGAAGAAGCCUGUGUCCACAAAACCUGCAGCAGCCAAGAAGGCUGCAGCCAGCAAGGAGCACCAACCCUCCAUCAUGGAGGUGCUGGCCAGGAGAAAGGUGCCCCAAGCUGGCAAGACCAAGACCACAGCCAUGAAGAAGCCUGAGCUGGGCCCAGGGGGUGCCGAGAAGCCAGGGCCCAGCAGGGGCCGAAAGGGCCCCAAGAGGCAGCCCAAGGUCUCCGACUCAGAUUCAGACUCAGACUUUGGCCCUUCCACUUCUGCUGCAGCAAAGAAAUCCAAGCUGGAUGACAACAGCAGCUCUGAUACAGACUGCCAGCCUGUGGCCACCACUGCCCGUGCCAGGCUUGGCCGUGCCAAGAAGCCUGUCCAGUACCUGGAGGAGUCCGACGAGGACGACCUCUUCUGAGCUCCGGGGAUGAGUGAAACCUGCUGCAUCCAACCUGCUCCUGCCCAGGCCUCCAGCAGAGCUCCCGAGGAGCUCUCACCAGCACCUCAGCCUGGGCACUCUUCUUGCUGAGUUUAACCCAGGCAGUUCCUGGCUGAACACAGACUCCUUUUUCCAGGUUUUAACUCCCUUCAGGUUUGAUGAAUAGGAAGAAUCCUCCCCUUGCUCUGAGCCCUAUGCCCAGCUGCUGCUGCCUGCCCUCACCCAGCAGCUCUGGGCUUCUGUUGCCACUUUGUGGUCGUUUUAGCGUUCAAGUAGGGUUUAGAACAAAGCAGUUCAUAGGAAACACCCCCCCCCGCCGGUGCCUUCCCCCUCAGGCAGCUUCCAAAGCAGUAAAUAGAGCUGUGUGUUUGGUUAUCUUAGGUCCUCGGCUUCUCAGGGCUCCACCUCAGGCCUUUGCCUCGCUGAGUGGGCACUCAGGCCCCCUUCUCCCUCAGCUUCUCUGCUCUCUCCUCUGGCUGCUGGCCCCAGGUUCCCUGGCAGGGCUGUGCAGAUGUCUCCUCACGGGGCUGGGCGCUGGCAGCUUUAUCUCCUGUCUGCCUGCCAGGCAGGCCCAGGCUGAGCUGCUCCAGCCCAGGGUCACCUCUGGCUAAGAGCCACUUGUGACUGCCAUGCCGGGUGUGCUGCAGAGCUUCUGCAGCUGCCUGAGGGCAGCGGAGAGGAGAGGACAGAGCAGGGCAGAGCUUCACCACCCAGCCUCUGGGCUGGGGAGCAGCAGCAGGCUGCCCUAGGCUGAGCUGCUCUGCCCCUGUGGCUCCUCGGGGGCCUGAGACUUCUCCUACUUGCUGACCAAGAACUUCCCACAGCUGCUGCCCUGCCUGGUGCCACCUCGGUGCCACUGGUGGGCAGAGCUUCCAGCACUCAAGUUCCUCAGCAGGCGCUGGGAGGUGUCAUGGUCCCCUCCGAGGUCCUUUGCUGGUGUGUCUGGCUGUGCUCUGCUCUCCGUGUGCAGCCUCUCUUCCAGCUCUGUCUCUUGCCUGUCUUUUUUAAGUGUUUUCUGUGUUUUUCUUGUCCUCAGUUUCUGUCUUUUUAAAUAUUUAUGUAAUAAAAGUGUUUUUACUCAAGUUUCUUCAAUAAAAGAGGUUGUCCUCA